AUGUCUCUCCACAGAGUUGCCUCGAUGACUUCCUAUGAGCAGGUCCGGAAUGCGUCGCCUGCACGUUCGGAGCAUCGUAAGAUGUCCUUCAACCCUGCAGGGAGUAGACUCAUGCCUCCCGAGGCAAAGGAAACACCAGUGGGCGCGUUCGAGGUCUCGAAGCUGAAGAGAAUCCUCCAAGUCGUCCUUGCAGUAAUCUACUGUCUCUUCUCAGCCGGGGUCGUAUUCGGAUAUGCCGCAAUUAAGCCCGUUCUCGUCAGUGAAGGUGUCUACCGUGAAUCUUGCGAUGAAAAAGAGUACAUAAUUACGGCUGGAGCAUUAGGCACCUGCUACGGCCAAGAGAUACGACUGAAUCUUAUGUUCACAACUGCGGCGGUCGCUACCAACGUCUGUGCUCUUCCAGUUGGCACGCUACUGGACAAGUACGGACCGAGGGUCAGUGCGAUUGUUGGCAGCGUGCUCCUAGCCAUCGGCGCCUUAUUGCUUGCAUUCGCGGCGCAGUCACCAUUCGAUGCAUACAUACCAGGCUACCUCUUUCUUGCUUUGGGGGGGCCAUUUGUUUUCAUAUCAUCUUUCCAACUGUCGAAUACUUUCCCGCAACGUUCAGGACUUAUCUUAGCUUUACUUACCGGAGCUUUUGACUCAUCCAGUGCCAUCUUUCUCAUCUACAGACUAAUUUAUGAGGCUUCCGAUCAAACAUUCACACCACAACAAUUCUUUCUGGUUUAUCUUCUCAUUCCCGUGUUCAUCCUCAUCGUGCAGAUUACCGUUAUGCCGUCAAAUUCCUACAAGACCGUGGGUGAGCUUGUAAAGGGGGCAGAAAUCGUGGACAACUCCAAAUUUCUGGACAGUGAUGGUGAUUUAAGAUCCAGACAGCAGCGUUUCGAGCACCGAGAUCGAAUCGUUGACGAAACAACUUCUUUGCUCGGAAAACAAGGCAGUGAACAGGAGCAAGAGGAGGAAAAGAAAAGAAAAAUCAGCGGCGUCUGGGGUGCGCAACACGGGCGAUCAGCCCUUCAACAGAUCAAAUCUCCAUGGUUCGUCCUCAUAGCGCUCUUCACUGUGGUGCAAAUGACGAGAAUCAACUACUUCGUCGCCACUAUCCGCACGCAGUACGAAUAUUUACUCGACGAUAAUAUGGCUGAGACUAUCAAUCACUUCUUCGACGUAGCUCUUCCAGUUGGAGGGAUAUGUUCAAUCCCUUUCAUCGGACUCAUUCUUGACAGUACAAGCACCACAUUUUGCUUGGGGCUUCUUGUAGCCCUGGCCACCGUCAUUGGUAUUCUGGGUGUCCUCCCAUUCCUAUGGGCAGCGUACGCGAAUGUCAUCCUCUUUGUGCUGUACCGCCCGCUGUAUUACACUGCAGUGUCUGACUAUGCUGCCAAAGUGUUUGGUUUUCAGACGUUUGGAAAAGUGUAUGGCUUGGUCAUCUGUCUGGCUGGCUUACUCAACUUUUCACAAAGUGCCUUGGAUGCUGCAACUCACAAGGGUUUCCACAGGAAUCCAAUACCGAUCAACGUUCUAUUAAUCGUCGUUGCUCUUGUUGUAGGUAUUGCUUUGGUUUGCUUCGUCUGGUACAAGAGCCGGCACAUGCACCGAGAAGAAUUAGAGGAAGAAGCCGAAGAUGCUCCUGAUGUUGUCAUGCCUGGGACUGAGUUGGAAACGGAGGACGAAGUAUGA
Bacidia gigantensis is the source of this 1680-nucleotide messenger RNA. RefSeq lists its product as uncharacterized. Bases 1 to 1680 code for a protein of 559 amino acids. NCBI's taxonomy places the organism in Eukaryota, Fungi, Ascomycota, Lecanoromycetes, Lecanorales, Ramalinaceae. The record is from RefSeq and is a predicted model, not a curated record. Gene Ontology annotation, molecular function: transmembrane transporter activity. The transcript has a single exon. Gene Ontology annotation, cellular component: fungal-type vacuole membrane. Gene Ontology annotation, biological process: transmembrane transport.